AUGUCGCUCGUGUCCGGCGAGAAGACAAACUUCCAGUACAUCUUGCGUCUUCUGAACACCAACGUUGAUGGCAAGCAGAAGGUCGUCUACGCCUUGACCCAGAUCAAGGGUGUUGGUCGCCGCUACUCCAACCUUGUCUGCAAGAAGGCCGAUGUCGACCUGAGCAAGCGCGCUGGUGAGCUGACCACCGAAGAGCUUGAGCGUAUCGUCACUAUCCUCCAGAGCCCGACCCAGUACAAGAUCCCGACGUGGUUCCUGAACAGACAGCGUGACAUCACCGACGGCAAGGACUUCCAGGUCGUCUCCAACAGCCUGGACAGCAAGCUCCGUGAGGACCUUGAGCGCCUCAAGAAGAUCCGCUCCCACCGCGGUCUCCGUCACUACUGGGGCCUUCGCGUCCGUGGCCAGCACACCAAGACCACUGGUCGCCGUGGCCGCACCGUCGGUGUCAGCAAGAAGAAGGGCUAA
This is a messenger RNA of Penicillium argentinense, 468 nucleotides long. RefSeq names its product 40S ribosomal protein uS13. Gene Ontology annotation, cellular component: small ribosomal subunit; cytosol; ribosome. The record is from RefSeq and is a predicted model, not a curated record. Gene Ontology annotation, molecular function: RNA binding; structural constituent of ribosome. Gene Ontology annotation, biological process: translation. Bases 1 to 468 code for a protein of 155 amino acids. The transcript is spliced from 3 exons. NCBI's taxonomy places the organism in Eukaryota, Fungi, Ascomycota, Eurotiomycetes, Eurotiales, Aspergillaceae.